AUGCGGCAGGCGACUCUCGCGCUUCGCAGCGCCACGGUCGUCCGCCUUGCUACCUCGAAUCCGGGAGACACGCACGCGCUGACAGCCUGGCUCGCAUCCAACGAGCGCGCCCGCCCGCGCUGCGUCCUCGGCAAGACCGAAGGCAACGGAUGCGUGAAUGACUUCACACGCGGCUAUGCUUCGCUCGUGGUCGAGCAGGCCCUCCGAUCGGCAGGCCGACUCGAAGACACGUCAAUCAUCAUGUCGGGCGGCACGGAGGGCGUGCUGACGCCUCACAUUCUCGUGUUUGCCGAUGUGGCGCAGGACACGCCUAGCGUGGCCGGCCCACCAACGGCGCUCAGCCUUGGCGUGGCGCGCACGCGAGACUUGGGCGCACACGAGAUCGGCCGGCGCGCUCAGGUUGAGGCGACGCAUGAAGCCGUGCUCUCCGCGUGCAGGGACGCGCACCUGUCGCCGGCGGACGUGUGCUUUGCGCAGAUCAAGUGCCCGCUGCUCACUCCGAAGCGUGUCGCCGCCGCCGCGCUGCCGUGCGCGACGCACGAUGGCUACACGUCGAUGGGCCUGAGCAGGGGCGCAUCGGCUCUUGGCGUGGCGCUAGCAACGGGCGAGCUGUCGCGCGGCGACCUCGACGCCGCCGUCGAGCGGCUCUGCGAGCCGGAAGGCCUGAGCGGCUUCAGCAGCAGCGUCGCCAGCGCAAGCGCCGGGAUCGAGCUUCGGCACUCGGAGGUCUUUGUGCUCGGCAACGCGGCCGGCAGCGCCUCCCCUCUCCGCGCCGCUCACUGCGUGAUGCGGGACGCGCUCGACAGCCCGGCGGUCUGCCGCAUGCUCGCCGAGGCGGGACUGUCUCUCGACAACGGGCAGCUGACUCCCGCCUCGCAGGCGCGCGUGCGCGCCGUCCUCGCCAAGGCGGACCCCGCCGCCGCGGUGCGAGGCGAGCGGACGACGAUGUGCUCCGACUCGGACCUGCACGCGACGAGGCACGCCCGGGCGGCGGUCGGCGGCCUGCUCGCGGGGCUCACCGGCUGUACCAACCUGUACGUGUCGGGUGGCGCGGAGCAUCAGGGACCCGCGGGGGGCGGGCCGGUGUGUGUCGUCUACGAGGCGGGAGAGGGGGAGGGGUGA
Molecule: messenger RNA, 1122 nt
Organism: Emiliania huxleyi CCMP1516
Lineage: Eukaryota; Haptophyta; Isochrysidales; Noelaerhabdaceae
Exons: 1
Coding region: 1-1122 (373 amino acids)
Molecular function (GO): hydrolase activity, acting on carbon-nitrogen (but not peptide) bonds, in cyclic amides
Source: RefSeq, a predicted model, not a curated record